AAUGAAACGCAACAGCAGUCAGAUACAAUCAUGUCAUGAGACGGUGGACAGAUUUAACUAAAAAUACAUUUAUAUAAAAAAAGAGAAGUAGAUUAGUGUUGUCAACCGACACAUUUAUUAAUGUUUAAAUAUAUCGCCUUUCUAAAAUCCCAGCCUGAUAUUAAUGGUAAAACCAACUGUUCGUUUUUGGGCGGAAGUCGGAGCCUGGUUACCGCUCGCGCUGAUUCGCACGCUCUAAAUGUCAAACGCGGCAAUUUCAAAGUUAAGGUAGGAUGUCCUGCUGAUGUGUAAGCUAGCUUCGGUUCUCCGACAUGUUGUUCUACACGCAACUCUUUACGUCCAAGCGGGGAUCGCUCGCCAGAAUCUGGCUUGCAGCGCAUUUGGAGAGAAAACUCACCAAGGCCCAUGUAUUUGAAUGCAACCUGGAAACAACUAUCGAAGACAUAAUUUCCCCAAAGAUGAAAAUCAGUUUGCGGACUUUUGGUCAUCUGCUCAUUGGUGUGGUCAGGAUCUACUCGAGAAAAGCAAAGUAUCUCCUUGCAGACUGCAGCGAUGCCCUGGUUAAAAUUAAAGUUGCAUUCAGACCAGGUCAGACAGAUAUGCCUGUGGAGGGGCUGGAGGCCACAGUAAAAGCAAUAACCUUGAUUGAAGAUUUCACUGCCUUUGAUGCCCCGCUGCCAGACCUGAGUAACAUCGAUGUCGCGGACCACUUUUUACUGAACCAGUGUCGAUCAGAAGAAAUCACUCUGAAAGAGGAUUUGGGAAAUGGCUUUCUAAACCUGGUAGAUUUUGGAGAUGAGUCCCAGAGUCACCAGACUGGCCUGCUGGAAAUGAGCUUCCAAACUGGAGACACUUUUGGGGAUGAGGAUAAAGGGUUCGACCUACUCGACUUUCUGACAAACUCCAGUGAUCUUGCUGAGUCUCCUGACUUCGUCCGAGAAGAAAAUGACAAUCCAGAGAGUUCUACACUAAAAUGUCAACAAGAUGCUGACAGAAUGGAAGUGGAGACCCCUGCACUGAGUGAGACCACCCUGCUUGUCAAUGUGGAGACAGCCUUUGCCCUUGAACCUGUGGCCAUCACUCCAAACUCAGAGACUAAGAGGGGGAACAGGAAACGCAAGCUGGUUGUGGACAACAUAAAAGAGCUGAAAAAUGAAUUCAUCAGAAACCAGCUUUCUGACUAUUCUGAUCUGAUCACCACGUUGGACAUGGCCCCUCCAACUGUGCAGCUCAUGCAGUGGAAGGAGAGCGGAGGUGUAGACAAACUCUUUGCACAGCCGUGUUCUACUGUAGUACCGGCACAGAUAAAGGAGAUCUUUGCUAAGAGUAUUUUUGAGGUGAAACGCUAUAGAGUGUGCGAGGAGGUUGAGAUGAUGCGCCAGGGUGGACAGGAAGUUCAGAGGGAUUUAAGCGCCCUCACCACAGACGUCAGUGUCGUAGAUUCGUCAAUAGAUCCUGAAAAAACACGCAGCGCUGAGCUGACCGGCCUCGAUCACACGAGCAACAGUCAGCGUGAGAGUUACUCCGAGAUCACACAAGAUGAAAACAGAUUGGAAAUCACUCAUCCAGAACUCCCAUCAGAGGACUCCAUGUUUGUCCACCCAUCAUUCAUGGAGCAGGAGACUCAGUCAGCCUCCCUUCACACUCAGUCGAUGCUGAACAGCCAGGACUUUGAGGACAGGAGGAUAACCAGGCGCGCCCAGGAGCUUCUGAGCAGUCUGAAAAGCAACACCAGUGACACCAGGUUCAGCCUGGAGGCGCUCUGUGAAGGAGGAACUCGUUCGCAGGCUGCAGCUACUUUCUUCUGCCUGCUGGUCCUGAAAAAACAAAACGCCCUUCACCUGCACCAGAGUGCUCCCUAUGAGGACAUCUUUGUCACACCUGGACCCAACUUCUGUGAUUAAUGAAACAGAAAACAGGUUAUGAUGCGUUGUGGUCAUGGUUCUUCUUGAUUUUAGUAUGUUUGUGUUGUGAUGUCAGUUUCCCAGAGUUCACUCGAAUAGCUUUCUGGGCUAAAUAGUAAAAACUUUGACUACUUUGAAUAUACGUCCUAAACAUUUAUAUGUUUCUGUGUGUGUGUCUCUUGUACAUACUUCUUCUGCAACACUUUACAAUAACUAUCAUUAAAAAUUGUAUAUUUAUGGUGAAUUAAACUUAAUUUAGCCAAAAAUGAAAGGAUUUAUGAAACAUGUAUUUAGUUAUUGUUUAUUGUGAUAAUUUACUGUAAAUAGUUAAUAAAUACUGUGCAUUUUACUUAUAAACAUAAUUUGGAAGGCCAUUAUAAAUGUACUACUGAUGUGUAUAUAAACCUUUAUAACUGCUUAAUCCUGUAAAUGGCUUAUAAAACAGCUUAUUUUACUAUAAAUGUAACAUUUAUUGGUGAAUGUUACCAUUUAUUUUGCUUUUUCCUGGCAUUUUUCUUUAGUGAGAAUUUUGAACAGUACAGUAUGUGACAAAAUGGGAAUGAGAUUAAUUUCUGCUUUCUUUCUAUAUAAUUCAUUUUUGCACAUUUUAAAUGAUCUGCAAGAGCCUUUGAAUUAUUAUUUAUUUUUUUUAUUGUUUAUUACCACCAAUGUCUGGUAUUAAGUAGUUGUUCUUGUGUUCUCUCAGGACUGAUAUUUCAUGCAUGUUCAGUUAUUAGUGUUUUACAUCUGUUCAUCUGUUUAUUCUAAACAUUGAUUUGGUUGUGUGAACGUCAUCUAAAAGAGAAAAAGCUACAUUUUUGUGUUUUAUUGUAAGCAAGUGUUGCAAAGUGUAAGGUGCGAGGUGCAAUUAAUGUGUUAAACAUCGUUCUGUUUUAAUGGGUAAAAAUAAAUAUCUGGCAUUUAUAUGAAACAAACA
This is a messenger RNA of Acanthopagrus latus (yellowfin seabream), 2841 nucleotides long. RefSeq names its product RAD21 cohesin complex component like 1 (gene rad21l1). Gene Ontology annotation, cellular component: synaptonemal complex; cohesin complex. NCBI's taxonomy places the organism in Eukaryota, Metazoa, Chordata, Actinopteri, Spariformes, Sparidae. Gene Ontology annotation, molecular function: protein binding; chromatin binding. The transcript has 14 exons. Gene Ontology annotation, biological process: replication-born double-strand break repair via sister chromatid exchange; synaptonemal complex assembly; mitotic sister chromatid cohesion. Bases 312 to 1904 code for a protein of 530 amino acids. The record is from RefSeq and is a predicted model, not a curated record.